GUGCACUGGUGUCGCAGGGGCCGACGGGAGGUGAACCAUCUUGACGGUCAGCCUCAGCCUCUCUGCUGCUGUCUGCUGUUUCCCCACUGACUGUACUGGAGAUGCCAAGAUGGCUGCAAGCAACUAUUUCGGCUUCACACAUGCCGCCGCCCCUCAGUACAGUACCCAGCCUCCCCCGGCCUACUCCCAUCCCUCCACAGCCAGUUACAGUGUCCAGCAGGCUCCGGCUGUGGCUCAUGCAGUGACUGCAUCCUACUCUCCAGCUCCGGUCCAGGCAGCGCGUCCCGUGGUCUCCGCCCCUUACCCUGCUUAUCAGACCCACCAGGCCCCUCCUGACUACGCCUACAGGCAGCCGGACCCCCCGGCCCCGCCGCAGCCCACCACCACCCCACAGACGUACCAGGUCUAUUCAGACACGCAGGACAACUACAGUUACGGACGCCCUGCUGCUGUGACCACGUAUGAUAAUAAGCAGUACUACCAGACAAGUAUAGUCUCAGCUCAGAGGGCACCCACAGAGAAUUACUACCAGACUGUCGGAGUGAAGAGUGCUUACAGUCCAGCACCAACCACCGUGUACAGCCAGCCUCCUCCUCCCCAGAGGCAGGUAACGGCCCUGAAACCUCUGGCUCCAUCCAGCUCUGUGGCCACCACCUACAACAUCUACCCAGUGACCACUACUGUCCAGCAGCCCCCCACUCCCAUUUCAUCCUACACCCUUGGCUCCUCCUUCAGCUCCAGCGUUGCAGCCACUUCCUACUCAGGCCUAAGCUACUCCAAUUAUGAUACAACUGGCUACACCUCCACAUCAACCCCCUCCUAUUACCAGCCGGCCCAGCAGACUCUCGCCCAGCCGCAGCCUCCACUACAGCAGCCUCAACAGCCACAGCAGCCCAAGGCUCAAAUCCAGCCUCCGCUCAAGCAACUCACAAGCUCAUCCUGGAGCAACUCAGGGAGCAACAUGGUCACAGCCCCGGCAGGAAACGCCUACAAAAGGCCAACAUUUCACCAAAACAAGCUGCAGAAACCCAAAGGGCCUCCAAAGCAACCGCAGCUCCACUACUGCGACAUUUGCAAGAUCAGCUGUGCAGGCCCUCAGACAUACCGGGAGCACCUGGAGGGUCAGAAACAUAAGAAGAAGGAGGCAGCCCUGAAGUCUGGGGGACAGUCGGGGACCACGAACGGGCCCAGGGGGAUCCAGACUCAGCUUCGUUGUGAGUUAUGCGACGUCUCCUGCACUGGAGUGGACGCCUACGCCGCCCAUAUCCGUGGGGCCAAACACCAGAAGGUGGUGAAACUUCACACCAAGCUUGGCAAACCUAUACCUUCCACUGAGCCCGUGUUGGUGAAUUCUGCUCCAGUCGUCACAACCUCGAUAGCUGGGAAACCUCCAGUCCCAACCUCCACUCCUGCCUUGGCCUCAACCACUUCCACUCCCGCUGCAACACCAAAACAGGUGUCUGUACACGCCAUGGCUAAAACUACACCACCGGUCAGGAGAGCAGCUCCUUCCAAAAUAACGGUCAUUUCCACUAAGCCUGUCAGCACUCCAGCUGUGACACUACCAGUAGUAGCAGCGGUGGUGCCUGCGAAGGUGGAGGUGCCCACGGUACAUUCACUUCAGAAGUACGAGUCUCAGAGUGAUGAUGAGGAUUUCGACAGAGAAGGUGGCCUGGGUGACAUCCAGCCAGUGGGACACGACUAUGUAGAGGAGGUUCGUAACGACGAAGGCAAAGUUAUUCGAUUUCACUGUAAACUGUGUGAGUGCAGCUUCAACGACCCCAAUGCUAAAGACAUGCACCUGAAGGGAAGAAGGCACAGACUGCAGUACAAGAAGAAAGUGAACCCAGAACUUCCUGUGGAGAUCAAGCCCAGUAACCGGGCCAGGAAGCUGCAGGAGAGCAAGCUGAAGAAGCAGAAGCAGAAGGCCGUGCUGAAGAGACAGAGGGACGACGAGCAGCGCUGGCACAUGGAGAUGAGGCGGUAUGAGGAGGACAUGUAUUGGAGGAGAAUGGAGGAGGAGCAGAUGUACUGGGGGGAGCAGAGACGCAGGAUGGCUCCUCCACCACUAAUGAGCCGCCCUGGUAUGCCGGUGCCCCCUCUACUGACGUGCGUGCGUCGGCCUGACUCCCCUGAUGACCGCCACAUCAUGGCCAAGCACUCCACCAUUUACCCAGUGGAAGACGAGCUACAGGCCGUUCAGAGGAUCGUCUCCCACACGGAGAGAGCCCUAAAGCUGGUGUCUGACUCCCUGUUGGAGAAGGGGACGCCAGUUGUUGCCCCUGCUGCUUCUGAAGAAGGAGACGAUAAAAGCGCUGAGAAUUCAGCCCGGCUGCUAAAAGGUGUGAUGAGGGUUGGCAUCCUGGCCAAAGGCCUGCUGCUUCGUGAGGACCGAAACGUGGAGCUCAUCCUUCUGACUGCUCAGAAACCCACGAUUUCUUUGCUGACAAACAUCAGCAAACAGCUGCCCAAGGAACUGGCGACAUUUUCUGAAGAUCAGUAUGAGGUGCAGGCUCACCCCGAGGAGGCGAACAUCGUCAUAUUUUCAAGCAAGGAGCCCAAAAUGCAGGUGACCAUUUCUCUCACCUCGCCGCUGAUGAGGGAGGACCCUGCUUCUGAGAAGGACAAGCAGGCAGAAGAAAAAGCGGCUGAGAAAGCAGAUGUGGCUGAGAAGGAUCCUCCUGAUCUUCUGAAUAAGAGGAAAUGUCUGGAAUACCUGGCAGCGCUCCGUCACGCCAAAUGGUUUCAGGCUCGAGCCAAUGGGCUGCAGUCCUGUGUGAUCAUCAUUCGGCUGCUGAGAGAUUUAUGUCAGCGGGUGCCCACCUGGGCGAAGCUGCCCAGCUGGGCGAUGGAGCUGCUGGUGGAGAAGGUGAUCAGCAGUGCUUCAGGUCCACUGAGCCCGGGGGAGGCCAUGCGCAGAGUCCUGGAGUGCAUCUCCACAGGCAUCUUGCUGCCAGACGGACCGGGGUUGAUGGACCCCUGUGAGAAGGAAUCAACAGAUGCUUUGGGAACCAUGAUGCUUCAAGACAGAGAGGACAUAACGGCCAGUGCACAGCAUGCUCUGCGGCUGCUCGCGUUCCGUCAGAUCCACAAGGUCUUGGGCAUGGAGUCCCUGCCCGCGUCCAAGGCCAGCGCUCGCAACCGCAAACGCCGACGGGACGUCAGCGACAUGGGGGAGGUGGAGGGAGAGGGGGAGGGCAAAAAAGACAAGAAGGAGGAGGCAGAAAGUGCUUGACCCCCGCUUCCCAGAGCGGAGGCGUCUGCUAGUUUAGAGACUGGUACAGUGUCACAACUCUAAAAUGUUCUUAUCUUGAAAACAAUCCUAACACGCAGCUAUACACAUAUGAAUAUAACUGACACUACAUGUUACAUGUCUGCUCUUGAAUUAUUAGGAAUAGUGUGUUGGAGGAAGAGGACUGAAGUUUGAGAAUCUAUACCGCAAAUCCUUCCUCCUGUGUCGUGAUUUCCUGCAGAUGUCGUGUGUCUGAAACUUUGCAGAGAAAAUUGGCUCCGUUAAAGAAAACGCAUCCUGAAAGUUACUGACUGCAUCAUUCCAUUUUAGUAUAAUUGCACAAGUACUGACCAUCACUCCCUUGUUUAUUCACAAUAGUGAAAGCACUACAGUUGUUCUGUUUUCUAUGAUAUUAGAGCCUCUGCUAUUAUUAUAUCAGAAGCACCUUAUGCUUUAUUUUCAGAGUUUGAACUCUACUGCUCUUUAGGCCAGUUCGAUAUUAACAUCUUGACACGAGUCAUGAGUCACUGAACAGAUGUCGGUGCAUGACUCCUGUACACUGAAAUGCGAUUUUCAGCUGGUUUGUUUUUAAAAUCAAAUGAUGAGGGUUUAAGCUGUUGAAGCUGUGAGAUCAUUCAAGGCUGACUGUUCAGACCUGGUUUCAUCAUCCGCGAUCCUGUCACAACAGAGCCAUGUUCAGGAACACGUAUGUUACUGUGAUGUUCUUUGUGCCGGAGUUGACUCAUUGGUUAUAAAAGAGGGCGGUUCUGUUGAAUGACCUUCUGAACUCUUCACACCCUCUCCUGUAAACUGUCUCAACAUUUCCUCCUGAUGUGCGAUGAAAACCUGCAAGAAAUUUGACUGAAGAGUGUUUAAAUGUAACCAAAGGCCCCGCUCCACUUGGAUCCAAUAUAAAGACUCGACUAAAAUCCCCCCCAACCCCGUAAAUGCGUUGGAGAGGUUUUUAUCAGAAAUCUACAAAGACACACAAGCUCUGCUUCGUGCAACAUCCCCCAUGGGUUCUUUUUUCUGCAAAGGUCACACUGAAGAGUCAUUCUGUCUUGGAGGGGAGCGAGUGUUACGUUGCACAGUCUGUAGCAUGCGGAGAAAAUGAAGCACUUAAGAAAUGGCAGUGUUACUGUUUGCAGCCAUGGUCUUGUCAUUGAAAUAAUAUGCCUAGUAAUCUUUUUUUCUUCCACAGUCUGGUUAGCAGAAAAGAGAAGCUUUAGUCAUAAAAAUGAGACUGAAUAUCUACUGUAAUGAGAAACAAAAUUAGUUAUAGUCUUUGACUUUCUUCCUUGUGCCUGCAUCCUGUGGUGUGUAACAGAAGAAAGAGUAAAGGGGAACAUGUUUUUUCUUUUGUCUGGUUAACAUUGUAAAGAUUUUAUUUCACACAGAUGUAGGACAGGGAAGAAAUGGUUGCACAGACCCGAAGGCUUAAAAGUUGAUGCGAGAGAUUUAUUGUGCCGUUUUAAGUUAGAUUUUCAUUUAAGAGUAUCAUAUAUAUAAGUAUUGCUUAUUUUAUUUCUGAAGAUUAUUUUGUAUUGUUGAAACAAAAAGCGUGAACAGUUGCUGUCCUUUUAUUUGAAUGUCUUUGUAGUGUUGCCUAAAAUUGAGGGAGGACAUAUUAAAACACUUUUAAGCCA
Messenger RNA from Pleuronectes platessa (European plaice), 4878 nucleotides. It is a transcript of the gene zfr2, whose product is annotated as zinc finger RNA binding protein 2. NCBI's taxonomy places the organism in Eukaryota, Metazoa, Chordata, Actinopteri, Pleuronectiformes, Pleuronectidae. The record is from RefSeq and is a predicted model, not a curated record. Gene Ontology annotation, molecular function: zinc ion binding; single-stranded RNA binding; double-stranded RNA binding. Gene Ontology annotation, cellular component: precatalytic spliceosome. Bases 110 to 3235 code for a protein of 1041 amino acids. The transcript has 19 exons.